This is a messenger RNA of Sclerotinia borealis F-4128, 1602 nucleotides long. The record is from the annotation of a GenBank genome assembly. NCBI's taxonomy places the organism in Eukaryota, Fungi, Ascomycota, Leotiomycetes, Helotiales, Sclerotiniaceae.
AUGAUUUUUUCGCCUCUUCCUCUUUCUUCAUUACCUGCCUGGUCCAAGUUGAACAAUGUGGACUUUCUCGAUACUGCUGUCUCAUCUAUGACACUUGAAAUUGAAAUGUCUGAUCAUUCAGAGGAAGUCGUUCAAAGGGGCAUCAUCACUACAAGAGCGCUGAGUUCAGUGGAUACGUUCGAUAUCCCCACACUACUCGAGAUCCCGAAAGAACUUGUACUGUGUAGAGAAUUUUUAUUGGAAGAGAGGAAACUAGAUUCCCAUUUCGAACAGUUGAGAGAAUUGGUUGGGUGGAAGUCGUUUAGAUUGGACAUCAUGUUAUUCUUGUUGAUGCAGAUGACUAUUGCAAGAAACAAUACGCUUCUUGACUGCUCUGUAUUUGAAGGUAGUGAAACUGGGAAAUGUGACAACUGUAACCUUGCAGGAGAACAAGAGUGUCUUUUAUCUACCGUAACUUCACAAACGGAAGAAAACAUAAACGUGGGGGUGAGUAAUCCGUGGUCAGAGUAUGUAAGAUUCUUGCCGGAGACCCUUACGAUUCCUACAAUGUGGAAUGACGCAGAAAGAAUGCUUUUGAUUGGAACAUCCUUAGAAAUUUCUGUCGAUGGUAAGAUGGGGCUUCUAUCACAAGAAUUCGAAGAUCUGCGCGAGAAGACCAUCGGAAUACCUUGGUGUAACUCGUGUUGGUGGCAAGAUGGAUCAUUAGAACCCUUGUUAAUGUCGGACUGGAUACGACUUGAUGCUUGGUAUAGAUCAAGAUCCUUAGAACUUCCAAGUUUCGGGGAAGUGAUGGUGCCUUGUCUUGACAUGGCCAAUCAUUCGUUUGAAUCAAAUGCAUAUUGGGACGAAACAUCGAAUGGCAAUGUCUCACUUCUUCUUCGGCCGGAUAUGCAGCUUGACGAAAAAAAUCAAAUAACCAUCAAUUAUGGAGAUACUAAAAGUCAUGCCGAGACUCUCUAUAGUUAUGGUUUCCAAGACAAAGGAAAUAAAUGUACAGCAUUGGUGUUAAACGUGUCGCCACAAGUGAUUGACCCUUUGCACAAUGCAAAGGUUGCUGCAACUCAUGAACGCCCAGUCGUUCGUAUCUGUAGGGACGAGGAUGGAGAAAUUUCAUGGGAAAGUCCUUAUCUGUACUUCUUCUCUUUGAAUGAAGAGGAUGGUUUGGAGUUCAAAACUUUGCAAGAAGUUGAUGGCUCGCAUGGUUCACUAUGCGUAUUCUGGCAAGAAGCAGACGUUACGGAAUCUGUCGACACAUUUGAGACAUUGAUUAGUGGACACGAAUUGGCGGAUGUCUUCAAGGUUCGAGUAUUAAGCUUACUGCAUGAUAGGAUUCAACAGCAAGUCGCGCGUCUCUAUGCGAGCACGCAGAUGGCACAUACUUUAGUAGAUCAGGGAAUGGUCUCCGUGGGCGCUCAAAUUGAGGCCGAUGGGUUGAGAGAGAUAGAGACUGACGUGCUAGAGGUCGCUCUCGAGACUAUCAGCGGACAGAAAACGGAACUACUCGAAACUGAAAGUGUUUGCCAAUAUCUCAGAUCAAUGUCUAGCAAUGCCGAGCAGAUCCCGGCUAUGCCAGAACCCAAAGAAGAAGAUGAUUUCAGCUGA